AUGAAGUAUCGCGGAGUUGUCUACGAUGUCGGACUAAGGUUCCAGGACCAAGGGUUCUCAGUCGAACCCUUCGAUUCCGUCCUCGUGGAAUACGACAUGCGCGUAAUCGCCAACGACUUGCACGCCAACGCUGUACGGAUCGAAGGGGAGGAAGUCCAGCGACUGACAACUGCUGCACGUGCUGCUCAUGCAAUGAAACUCACGGUGUUCUUCAACCCGUGGAAGAUGAAUGCAGAUGUCGACGAGACGCGCGCUUAUUUCGAAGAGGCCGCAGAGGCGGCCGAACAGCUCAGAAACGAGGGCGUCGAUAUCGUAUUCGUUGCUGGCUGCGAGUACACGAUCUUCAGCAAAGGGGUCUUCCCUGGUGACUCGUUUAACGAGCGUGGAGCGUGGUUUGGCGCUCAGCUCGCAGGCUUCACGCUGGAAAAUAUCCCCGAGACCGUACGUGAGAAGUCGACAAAACUAAACGAAAUCCUACGGUCUUUUGCUGAGGCAAUCCGUGCCAAAUUCGCCGGGUCCUUGACAUACUCCGCUGGAACAUGGGAAAUCGUUGACUGGAGCAUCUUCGACAUCGUCGGCAUCGACCACUACCGCCGAGGCGAGACAGAAGAACAAUAUGUCGCAGGCCUCCAACGCCAUAGAUCCGAUAAGCCCCUGGUCGUAAUGGAAGUCGGAUGCUGUGCCUACGAAGGAGCAGCAGAACGCGGCGACGCCGGCUUCAUACUCCUAAAAGGCACGAAUCCAGACGGCAGCGGCAUGUUCGAAGACGAUGUCGUCCCGACCCGCAGCGAGCGGGAGCAGGCGGACUAUUUGGGUACGCAGCUGGUUCUCCUCGCGAAUGCGGAUGUCCAUGCUGUCUUCGUUUAUGUCUUUUCAUUCGCGUGCAUGCGGAUGGGUGAAGGGGCAAAGGACCUGGACAUGAUGUCUUAUUCAUUAGUCAAAACUUUCCCUGACCAGAACCCGAGGUCGAGAACCAUGCCUCCCUGGGCGCCUAAGGAGUCGUUUCACCGGGUUGCUAACUUUUUCAGGGACCAUGCUGCAGCUACAUCAGGCUCUCUAUAG
Molecule: messenger RNA, 1062 nt
Organism: Aspergillus chevalieri
Lineage: Eukaryota; Fungi; Ascomycota; Eurotiomycetes; Eurotiales; Aspergillaceae
Exons: 1
Coding region: 1-1062 (353 amino acids)
Source: RefSeq, a predicted model, not a curated record